CUUCUCAAAACCACGAGCAGAGAGGGUGAAACCGUGAAACCCGAUAGAACCUCUGAUUCUUUUCUCUUCAACCUUGCCUCCAAUUUCUUUCCGUCACCUUCAUCUAUUUUCCUUCUCGAGCAACAAUGGUGAUUCAGUCAAAUUGUGGGUUUCUAUCACUGGCAAGGAGAGAUUUUGGUGAUGAUUGAAAUCAGAAUUUGAAACCUAAGGUUUCAUUAAUGAAGGAUAUUAGAUUCAACUUUCAAGCCAGAAGGUAAAACAAAUCGAAGACUAAAAUAUGAGCAUCUAAUGAGUCUGGUUACGGGUACCCAGGAGGAACCGCACCCGUUGAAGAUUUGGACCAAGGCCCAUAAGCAUAUUCCUUAUCUUCUACAUUUUUUAAGAGAGAGAUAGAGAGAUCCGGCAGGCUACACGAAAAGGAAGGAACUUGAGGUUAUUAUUAGUUAAACAAACAACUCCGAUACUGGUGUUUGAGCUACCAUGGAGUAUGAAACAGAGACAUACACAUACUCUGAUUUGUCAAGUCUUAAAGUAGGCAAGGGAAGCAACAACUCUGAUACUGGUGUUUCAUCUAUCAAGGAUGUUAAAUGGGUAGUCAAGAAAAGGAUCUUGCCACCAGUAGUCAAGGAAAAGAACAGCCCUGGUGCUCCAGCUACAUGGAUAGACAGAUACUUCAUGAACAUAAGAUAUAGACUUAGACGUGCACAUGAUGGUUCCCUAAAAAUAACUAGAUCUGAAAUCAAGGAACCAUCAAUAGAUUUACAGUAUUCACUUAAGAUGUUUUUCCAAGUAGCAGCAUGUGAUGCACAUGACUGGACGGAUGUCAACAGAAGUUACCGUGCCAGGAGGUCAUUCCCUACGUUUCUUAACCUGUUAAAACUGUCUGGCCUGGGAAAGUAUGCCUUCAAUGAGGAUACAUUCUUACAGGACGAUGACAUGAAUAUUAGGUACCCGCAAGAUAGAUAUUGGUUGCCCCAUAAGGUGUCGCCAGAUGUUGUGGUUGCAAAUAAAUACUAUGAUGGAAGCUUUUCGUUGAUGAGACUUUUGCAAAGAAUUCAUUCAGAAUCUGCCGAUCAGUUCAGGCAAGAGCAGGCUCGGUUGUUGGACUCUUUCCUCGAUAUCCUCAUCAAGAUACAGCAGGAGCAGCGGUUUAUUGCCAAGAGUUUCUCGGAGCAUCUGGAACAAUUGAGAAAAUCUGGUGAAGUUGCAUUUUCUUCCAAUCCUGUUAACGAUGAUGAUGGAGAUAGGCCCAAGUGUCCUAUUAUAAGUUCCGAUAACACCAUGGACUCCUAUAUGUGGCAACAAAAGCACCUAUUAGAUAGUCUGUGUAUCAUGUCACGCGAAUCAGUUUGGUUGUUGAAGAAACUCAAGGAUACCCCUUUUACUAGUCCCUCAUCCAUCCUGGAGUUCAACAAGAUUCUUGACAUCGUCUUGGUUUUUAUUCCAAAGUUCAAGAAAUCAAAGGAAUUGUUGGAUCAGCGUCUUCUCAUGUUAUAUCCCCACACUAUAAGUGACCCGAUUCGAUUGAUUGUGGGUAAUAAUGAAAUAUUACAUAGUUUUAGAGGGUGCAUAAAAGAUCUCCAGGAGCAAGGUGUUGAAAGAAAUUCUCUUGCGGAAACACUGCUCGGAUGUUUUGUAGAUGUAGUCAAUAUGUACUACAACCUCGCAGAUUUAGGCGAUCCAUUCGGGGACACCUGUUCUUCCAUUCAAUAUUCCUUUUCUGAGGCUGCCAAACAAACAUCAGAGCUGAUAAAUGAAGCAGUAGAUAAACUAAAUUCAGUCAGGUUUUCUGAUCUUACCGGCGGAGGCUCUCCACUUGGAUGUAUAGCUUUAUGGAGAAUUCUAUUUGAAUCGUCUCUAAUUAAUCUUCGGUUGGAUCUUAUAUGUAAAAAGCACAGUGAAACAGUCGAACACGGGGUUAAACUGUUUGGCACUGCCACAAACGAUCAAUUGGAUCAAAUUAGGCUGUCGAUUGAUGAACUAUUGACAGUUGGGGAAAGCGUCCUAGUUGAAUUUAUAGCCAUGCACAAAACGGUGGCAGAAGUUUCUUAUAUGCUAGGAGAUGCUUUUACAACUGGUGGUGCUGGUAUGAGGGGUUUGAGUGAUGUUACGCAUCCAUGCAAGCACAAUGACCAAUUAAUGGAUUUCAACCCUGAAGAUUUCCCUUGGGAUAAACACAAUGUUCCUAGUUCUACGAUUGGUCCUAAUUCGAAGGAUUGGCCAAAGUGCUACGAAGACUAUGAGUAGUGUCGUAUUUUAGCUGUUCUCUCUCUUGAAAAAUAUAUAUAUCUGUUUGCAUAGAGUUGCCAAAUUUAUCAGAAACAAGUUCACCUUAAAAUCAUCACAACCAUGUCUGAGUUAAUUGACAAGUCUAGUAUGAUAUCUUCGGCCA
Messenger RNA from Papaver somniferum (opium poppy), 2392 nucleotides. RefSeq lists its product as uncharacterized. Gene Ontology annotation, biological process: ribosomal large subunit assembly; rRNA processing. Bases 481 to 2247 code for a protein of 588 amino acids. The transcript has 9 exons. NCBI's taxonomy places the organism in Eukaryota, Viridiplantae, Streptophyta, Magnoliopsida, Ranunculales, Papaveraceae. The record is from RefSeq and is a predicted model, not a curated record. Gene Ontology annotation, cellular component: preribosome, large subunit precursor.